This is a messenger RNA of Merops nubicus (carmine bee-eater), 1365 nucleotides long. It is a transcript of the gene SRSF4, whose product is annotated as serine/arginine-rich splicing factor 4. The record is from RefSeq and is a predicted model, not a curated record. The transcript is spliced from 5 exons. The annotation marks the transcript as partial. Gene Ontology annotation, biological process: alternative mRNA splicing, via spliceosome; mRNA splice site recognition. Lineage: Eukaryota; Metazoa; Chordata; Aves; Coraciiformes; Meropidae. Gene Ontology annotation, cellular component: cytoplasm; nucleus; ribonucleoprotein complex. Gene Ontology annotation, molecular function: mRNA binding.
CGAGUCCCUGCUCUCCCUCUCCCCAGGUACGGCUUUGUGGAGUUCGAUGACCUGCGGGACGCGGACGAUGCCGUGUACGAGCUCAACGGGAAGGAUCUCUGUGGGGAGAGAGUGAUUGUGGAGCAUGCCCGAGGCCCACGGCGUGACAGCAGUUACAGUUCUGGACGCAGUGGAUAUGGUUAUAGAAGAAGCGGAAGAGAUAAGUACGGUCCUCCCACCCGUACAGAAUACAGAUUGAUUGUGGAAAAUUUGUCAAGCCGCUGCAGUUGGCAAGAUCUUAAGGAUUAUAUGCGUCAGGCAGGGGAGGUGACAUAUGCAGAUGCACACAAAGGAAGGAAAAAUGAAGGUGUGAUUGAGUUCAAAUCCUAUUCUGACAUGAAAAGAGCCCUUGAAAAGCUGGACGGGACAGAAGUAAAUGGCAGGAAGAUUAGAUUAGUGGAAGACAGACCUGGAUCGAGGCGGCGCCGCUCUUACUCCAGAAGCCGAAGCCAUUCGAGGUCUCGCUCUCGAAGCAGACACUCUCAUAAGAGCAGGAGCCGCAGUGCCAGCAGUAGUCGCUCCAAGAGCAGAUCAAGAUCCAGGUCUGUGUCCCGUUCCAGAAGCAAGAGCCGUAGUCGAAGCAAGAGCCGUAGCAGAGGCCAAAAAGAGAAAAGCAGGACUCCAAGUAAAGAGGAUAAAAGUAGGAGCCGCAGCAGGAGCGCAGAGAAAUCCCGACACAAAAGUAAAGAUAAAUCUGAGGGCGCUCUCCAUAACAGUGAUGAGAAGGCAAAGAGCAGGAGCCACAGCAAGGAAAAGAGUAGGAGCAGGAGUGGGAGUAAGGACAGGGGAGAGACGAGGGAGAGCAUGAGGAGCAGGAGCAAGGAGAAGAGUAGAAGCAAAGACAGGGAGAAGAGCAUUAGCAAGGCUAAAAGCAGGAGCAAGAGCAGGGAUGAGAGUAGGAGCAGGAGCCGCAGUAAGGAUAAAAGGAAAAGCAGGAAGAGAAGCAGGGAUGAGAGCAGAAGUAGGAGCAGGAGCCGCAGCAAGAGCGAGAAAAGCCGGAGGCGCAGCAAGCGAGAGAGCAAACCGAGUAGCAAGAAGAGAAGGAAGGAAAGCCACGAGCGGUCCAGGUCAGCCUCCAAAGACAAGGAGCAUCAGAGAGCAGAUUCUGACAAAAAGGAGGCGAGAGCUGAGGGUGAGGACACGGCCCCACAUCAGGCGUCUCGCUCCCGGUCUAGGUCGAUUUCCAAGUCAAAACCAAAUGUCAAAUCCGAGUCUCGUUCCAGGUCUAAGUCUGUCUCAAAGCCUAGGUCCCGGUCCAAGUCUAGGUCUAGAUCUGCCUCUAGGUCACGCUCCAGGACGCGGUCAAGGUCUCGCUCCAGGUCCUGA